AACAUCUCCCAUCUCUCUGGAUUUCUUUUUGCCUCAUUAUUCCUGCUAACCAAUUCAUUUCCAGACUUUGCACUUCAGAAGCAAUGGGAAAAAUCAGCAGUCUUCCAACCCAAUUAUUUAAGUGCUGCUUUUGUGAUUUCUUGAAGGUGAAGAUGCACACCGUGUCCUCCUCGCACCUCUUCUACCUGGCACUGUGCUUGCUCACCUUCCCCAGCCCCGCCACAGCUGGGCCUGAGACGCUCUGCGGGGCUGAGCUGGUGGACGCUCUUCAGUUCGUGUGCGGAGACAGGGGGUUCUACUUCAACAAGCCCACAGGGUACGGCUCCAGCAGUCGGAGGGCACCUCAGACAGGCAUCGUGGAUGAGUGCUGCUUCCGGAGCUGUGAUCUGAGGAGGCUAGAGAUGUACUGUGCACCCCUCAAGCCUGCCAAGUCUGCCCGCUCGGUCCGUGCCCAGCGCCACACUGACAUGCCCAAGGCUCAGAAGGAAGUACAUUUGAAGAAUGCAAGUAGAGGGAGUGCAGGAAACAAGAACUACAGAAUGUAGGAAGACCUUCCUGAGUUGUGAAGAAUGACAUGCCACCGGCAGGAUUGUUUGCUCUGUAGGAGUUACCUGAUAAACACC
Molecule: messenger RNA, 623 nt
Organism: Canis lupus familiaris (dog)
Lineage: Eukaryota; Metazoa; Chordata; Mammalia; Carnivora; Canidae
Gene: IGF1
Product: insulin like growth factor 1
Exons: 4
Coding region: 84-545 (153 amino acids)
Cellular component (GO): extracellular region
Molecular function (GO): growth factor activity; hormone activity
Source: RefSeq, marked validated